Caenorhabditis bovis is the source of this 1434-nucleotide messenger RNA. NCBI's taxonomy places the organism in Eukaryota, Metazoa, Nematoda, Chromadorea, Rhabditida, Rhabditidae. The record is from the annotation of a GenBank genome assembly.
AUGUGUAGCGGCGUGCAAUCAGUUCAAUGCUCCGAUGAUGAAGAAAGGCUUAUGGUUGAUGUAUUUCGCGGCUACAACUCUCUAAUUCAGCCGGUUCGCAACAACUCCGAACUUCCGCUUAUCGUCAAAAUGGCUCUUCAAUUGGUUCUGCUCAUCAAUGUCGACGAGAAGGAUCAAGUAAUGCACACCAACGUUUGGCUCACAUUGCAGUGGCAUGAUUUCCAAAUGAAAUGGAAUCCGGUGAAUUACGGAGAAAUCAAGCAAAUUCGAGUGUCUCCUGAUAAGGUCUGGCUGCCGGACAUCGUUCUUUUCAACAACGCCGACGGAAAUUUCGAGGUCUCUUUCAUGUGCAAUGUGGUCAUCAAUCAUAAAGGAGAUAUGCUUUGGGUUCCGCCGGCCAUUUAUAAAAGCAGUUGUAUUAUAGAUGUUGAAUAUUUCCCAUUCGACGAACAAAUAUGCACAUUAGUUUUCGGCAGUUGGACGUACAACAAAAACGAGAUCAAAAUGGAUAUCGAGAAGGCGAAACUAGUCGAUUUGUCUGAAUAUUCAGCGAGUUCAAUUUGGGAUAUCAUCGAUGCUCCAGCCUACCUCGUGAAAGAGCGAUCCAAAAUCGAAUUUCAAGUCAAAAUUCGCCGCAAGACCCUUUUCUAUACUGUCGUUCUGAUCAUUCCAACUGUUUUGAUGGCAUUUUUGAGUAUGGCAGUAUUCUUUUUGCCAACAGAUUCAGGUGAAAAGAUAACUCUUACAAUUUCUGUUCUUCUUUCAAUUGUCGUUUUCUUAUUAUUAGUUUCAAAAAUUUUGCCCCCAACUUCAAUAACUAUUCCCUUAAUGGCCAAGUACCUUUUGCUCACAUUCGUGCUCAAUGUCAUCACUAUUCUGGUUACUGUCAUUAUCAUCAAUGUGUAUUUUCGUGGUCCAAGAACACAUCGAAUGCCGAAAUGGGUCCGGCUCGCUUUUCUACAGUAUCUACCAAAAUUGGUGUGUAUGAAGCGACCGAAGUCAAUCGCAGAACGCAGUGCGGUCCGUCGUGCUAUGGCUCAACUACCAGGAGUUGGCCAAUUCGCUCUUAGCCCAUCUGCCCAUCAUCCACUUUGUCCAGUGGCCGAUGAUCGAAACAUCGCUGACGAUAGUCUGCUCGAUGCGAAAACCUCGACAUUCUAUCCAUUAUCAACUAGUGCAAUUCGUGCAUUGGAAGCUAUCGAGUAUAUCACAGAACAUCUCAAGAAAGAUGAGCAGCACAAAUCGUAUCGUGAUGAUUGGAAAUAUGUAGCCAUGAUCAUUGAUCGCCUUCUUCUGUAUAUAUUCUUCGGGAUCACAGUCGGAGGCACCUGUGGUAUUCUCUUCUCAGCUCCAUAUGUUUUUGAAGGCGUCAAUCAGCAGGAAGUGCUCGAUCUUCUUCGCGAUAAAUUCGAUAAUAAUCAAAAAGCGCCCUAA